CGUCAACACAACGCGAACGCUAGCAGCUCGUCAUCGCCUUCUCCUCCGAGUUCGUCGCCGUCACCGCCGGCAUCGCCUUCAUUGGCCGCACGCAUAACACCGCAGCAACAGCAACAACCGUCGUCGCAGCAGCAGCAACAACAACAACAGCUGCAACUACAGCAGCAGCAACAGCAGCAACAACAACUUCAACAGCAACAAAUUCAACAGCAACAACAACUUCAACAGCAGCAACAACUUCAACAGCAACUGCAACAACAACCGCAACCACAGGCUCCGUGCAGUUUCAUAUACAGAGCGGGCGUGUGAUGAUUUGUUUGGAAUAGUCGGCAGUCGU
This is a messenger RNA of Rhopalosiphum maidis (corn leaf aphid), 337 nucleotides long. RefSeq names its product ataxin-8-like. The transcript has a single exon. The annotation marks the transcript as partial. Lineage: Eukaryota; Metazoa; Arthropoda; Insecta; Hemiptera; Aphididae. The record is from RefSeq and is a predicted model, not a curated record.